Ahaetulla prasina is the source of this 2822-nucleotide messenger RNA. It is a transcript of the gene SPMIP7, whose product is annotated as sperm microtubule inner protein 7. The record is from RefSeq and is a predicted model, not a curated record. Bases 1 to 1278 code for a protein of 425 amino acids. NCBI's taxonomy places the organism in Eukaryota, Metazoa, Chordata, Lepidosauria, Squamata, Colubridae. The transcript is spliced from 9 exons.
AUGGCUUCUCAAGUCACUGCAAGACAUUUUCAUCCUUAUUCACACUUAAAUCCAGUUGAUUCACUUCACAAGAUGCAUCUAAACCAACACAAAGAUCUGUUGAAGAGAAUGUAUAUGCCUUUUGUACGGGGACCUGAAGACAGGCAUUUCUUUGCCAGUUUCCAAGAGAAGGAUAGUAAUGCUUUUCUGAAAAUCAACCCUUUCCUUCCUCCUGAAGAUAAAAGCUACCUUUUAGCACCGCAUCGGGAUGAUGUACCAAUAAUCAACACUAGUUCAGGAUUUGUGAGCCCAGGUGGUAAAGUUGACCGACAAAUCUUAGAUAACAAAGACUAUGAACCCCUGCAAGAUGGCAAAGAUACACAUUCUUCACAGCAGGCAUCUGCAUUUUGCAGAAGAAGCCAAGUUCGUGACAGAAACGCUUUACUGUUGAAAGAAAGAAAUCAGAACCAACGGUGGAAUUCUAGAGCAGUACCUGACAUUUCUGUGAGAUCAAGACUUGGAGGAUGGACAAGUCCAGUAAAAGUCAUACCACAUCCACCUAAAGCCAAAGAAAAUUUUAUACCUCAUACAUUUGUAUUUCAUGUGGACACAGAUGUUCAGUCAAGUGAUCCUUCUUCUGAACCCUGCAGAGAUAAGAGAGCUUUGAAGUAUAUGUAUACAUCUACAACCCAGAGAGGAUAUGAAGAAGUUCCCUGGGAUAAUAUGUUAUCUCCCAAAGUCAGGCCUUCACAUUCAAGAUUACAACCCAUGAUGGAUAUUUCUACAAGCAAGCGAUAUGAACCAGUAGAAGAAAUAAGCCAAGUUGUUGGAGGUCUCUGGGACAGAUUUCAAAAGAGAAUGUUUACAGUACCACACAGGCCAAUACAGUUUGUUAGCCCAAGUUCUCGAACUCAGCAUAUUCCUUUGUACACAGGCUGUAUUGGUUCAGAGAAUUCUGAGGAUAUAGACAACCCCUUUGUUGACUUAAUUACCUACAACCGAGUUCAUACUACAGUGCCACAUUAUGUGAAAUCUUCACACUCUCCAAAUACCCUUGGAUACACCGGCAAGGUUCAUUGGUCAGCCACCCAACCAGUAAAUUCUAAUCUUCCACCAACAUUGCCAUCAAUAAUUUCACGAAUGUAUGGAUACUUAGCUGAAGAAGGACAGCCAAAAGAAUUCCCCCACUGGGGACCCAUGUCACAGAUCGUUACAACCACUGAACCACAGAAUUCUUUCAAUAAGAAGGAAAAAGAACAAUUUAAAAUGCGAAAAAAUGUUCAUCUCAGUGGGAAAUAAAAAUUGUAACAUGGAUUUGUUUUUAAAAACCAACACUUUUUCAGCGUUUGCCUUUAUGACAUAGAAAAGUCGCAUUCUAUAUAAUAAUACACUCAAGUACAUUGCAUAUUUUAACAAAAUAUACAUUUUUCCAUAUAGUUUUAUGAAAAUCCCAUAACUCAUUCAUUAAAAUAUAUUGAUUUCUCAAUUCUAUUAAUUAUGUCUUUAAUCCUAGUCAAAGGAAAGUGCCUUGAAGAAUAGUGUUCAUUUUUUACCUCUGGGACUUUUUUUUUAGCAUAUGACAUGUAUAACCAGGAAAGUCUACAUUGCUUUUUACCACAGAGUCCUAUGUUUCCCCAAAAAUAAGACCUAGUCUUAUUUUCUUUUGGGCUUGAAAAUAAGCACUCGGACUUAUUUUGGGGGAGGUCUUAGUUUUUUAAAGUGCAGGAGGCAAUGAGUGUGAGGGCCGAUGGGCUACUGCUGGCCCCACCCUCUCCGUCCCACUGUCUAUUUGCCCUCAGCUGCAACAGACCAAACUCUUAGCAUGCCCUGUCCUCUAUCCGCCCUGCCUGCUGGCCCAGCUACUGCUUGGGACACUUCUUGGCUGCGGAGGGCACUGUGCUGGCUGCCAAGCAGCUUCCCAUGCUGCUGCUGAUCUUAUUUAUUUUAUUGUUUUAUUUUGUCAAACACAACAAUAUGUAUUAGUAUAAGCAUGAAAUAACCACACAAAUUGAAUACAACCAAAGGGAACAUUAUGACAGGAAUGGUAGGCACGCUGGUGCUCUUCUGCAUGCCCCUUACAGACUUCUUAGGAAUGGAGUGAGGUCAACAGUAGACAGUCUUUGGUUAAAGUUUUGGGGAUUGUGGGGGCUCUUCAUUCUCCUGGCAGGGCGAGUGGAGGUCGGCACAUGCUUGGCCCCAAUUGAGGCUGCAGGCAAGCAGACAGUGGGAUGUAGAGAGCAGAACCCAAACACCUUUUGCCCAGAGGGAGAUGAAGCUUUGUCUGCUUGCAAAGGGGAUGCUUUGAAACAGAGCUAAUCCCUCUGUUUCAAACCGUCCCCUUUGCAUGGGGAAAAACUUUUCUCCAUCUAGGCAUAAAAUCGCCUAUUGGGCACUUGGGAAUGAAGCGAUUUGGCACCAGAGUAGUACCUAUUAUGAACUUGUACUUUAUAUGCUUUAAACUGCCAGGUGGGUAGGGGCUAGGGGUAAAUUAUAGGAGCUCACUCUGCCACACAAUGCUGUGACAUUGAACUGCCAGAGUGCUGACUAAUUUUGGCCAACAAGUCCUGUGUUUUUAUGUGCAACACCAUGUCUGGGACAGAAAGAUACAAUAUACAAAAGAGAUCAGUAGAAUUGUCUAAUACAGGGGUCUCCAACCUUAGCAACUUUAAGCCUGGAGGACAUCAACUCCCAGAAUCUCCCAGCCAGCAACAGCCAUUAAUUGACUAGAUUUCUUGGUCACAUGCAUGUAAAUCUGUUAGAAAUAAUUGCAAUCCUUUUUCUACUUAAAAACUGACUUAAAUAAAACAAAAAAAUUUGUUUGUAGCCUGUUGCAGUCUUUUCAC